Molecule: messenger RNA, 834 nt
Organism: Suillus clintonianus
Lineage: Eukaryota; Fungi; Basidiomycota; Agaricomycetes; Boletales; Suillaceae
Exons: 5
Source: RefSeq, a predicted model, not a curated record
GCGAGUAUCAGUCGAUAUCCAUCUUGCUCAAGGGCGAUUGGUUCCGCAGCCUUCUCGAAGGCUGGUUGCCCCUCCAUGGAGUUGUUUUCCUACUCUGAUAUCUCUUCAACCUUCCUCUUCCGUAAGAAUGAUCUUUUUUCGUGUGCUGCAUGUCGUCCGUUUGACCCACGACAUCUGAGUAUGGUGUAGCUAAAUCUGUGACAGGACUCAAGUACUUCGAAAAUAUCGAUGGUAUCUUGGGGUAGGUCUUGGUCUGAAAAUCAACAAUCGAUGGUAUCGAUCUCUUCGCAGCCUCGGUCCUGUAGACCUUACACACGGAGAUGUGGAUGGCAUGUUGGAGGUGCCUACUGUUACCGACAACUUGCACUCUCAGCACGGGAUUCCUCGUUUGCCACUGAGGCUUUCGAGGCCUAUAAGAAGAAAACUGGUGGUCUUUACGACGAGGCCACAAAACUUCUCACCGUCACGGAGAAACAGUACGAAAAUCUUAAAAAUCUGGCCGCGUGGACUGAACACCCUCGAAGGAGACAGAAGGACAAGAUUUAUCUCAUUGUACAAGACCUUGGUACACAAAUCGGGGCUGGGAUGGAUUUCAUCAACGGAUUUAGCUGGCUUCAGCGCUUUUACACCGUUUAUGAUGCCGAAAGCAUGCAGUUUGGCAGUGGAACUACAGCAUCCACCUCUGCUGAGACUAACUAACUAGAGCAUAGGCCCGGGUGACACCGGCCAGAUCUAACUCCUUGUUGACCAAGUUUUUAUUUUUCUUUGUCGAUUUUCUGUUUGAUGUGAGCUCAAAUUUAUUUAAAUUUCACAUGAAGUACGAGUGUAAUAAAA